GUUGCCGUCACGCUCCGGACGACCCCAUCGUAGAUUUUACCGUUUCGUAGACGACCAUCGCGUCCCAAUCCGUGGUCCUUGCCAAGAAACACCCUCGUGCUUCCCUGUUAUGUGAGGCUGAUCUCGUUUCUGAGCCGUUGGCGAAUUUCCCAUUCGUUCACGCAUUAGUUUUCCGCGGCUGGGAUUCUCCGGCAACAACAACGAUGGGCACCCCCCCGACUGUAGAUCGCAUCGCAGGGACGUCUGACGAACUGCGCAGCGGGACGAGAUAGUCGUCAUAGAGCCCAGGGCACAUGCAGCAAAGUGGCCGCGUCCACCGCGCGCACGAUGAGCGGGAUGACCUCGCGUGGGCUUCGUCUCCUGUUCGGAAGUUCCGAAUAUUACGCGUCGAAGGUCGAAGCCUGUCUGUCGGGCAUCGACAAGGUCAUGCGCUGACGAACGGUAUUCUUUCGUGCGCUCAUUUCACUAUCUUGCAAUUCAACUUGACCGGUUUGCUUGCCG
Messenger RNA from Mycena citricolor, 501 nucleotides. The record is from the annotation of a GenBank genome assembly. NCBI's taxonomy places the organism in Eukaryota, Fungi, Basidiomycota, Agaricomycetes, Agaricales, Mycenaceae.